ACACGUUUCAGUAUUUACCUGUUGCUUUUUUGCUUCAUCAUGUAGAGAAAAGAGCACUACACAAAGAUUAUGUUGGCAACAUUCCAAUGCGGCCAUCUGUCUGUCGCUGUCAAAAUCUAGGUCGUUCUCACUCUCUGCUCUCUCGCUGUCAGGACGGGGAUCUGUGUACACGGGGACAUUUUAUGACCACGGUAUAAAAUGGAGCUGUUCGGUGUUGAAGUACCUGUUUGGGCCAUUCUGAUGGUGAUAGUCUGUGUUUGCUACACAGUAUUGAUGAGCCGAGAUUUCCUGACGUUCAGGAGGAUGGGAAUACCGGGACCGACACCUCUACCAAUUUUUGGCAAUUUGCUUUCCAUGAUAAAUAAGGGUAUCCGUGUGUUCGACCAGGAUGGAAUACGGAACUAUGGCAGGGUGUUCGGUCAUUACGAUAUGGUAGCUUCGAAUUUGGUAGUAGCGGACAAGGAGAUGUUGAAGGAGAUUCUAGUGAAACAGUUCAAUAACUUCCCAGAUAGAAUGCGCUUAAACCGGCAUCUUAAGCUGUCAAUACUUUCCUUUUACUACUAAAGACGUUUGAAGAUUUCAACGGCGAUAUGGAAAGAAGCCUUUUGAAUACCAA
Pecten maximus is the source of this 616-nucleotide messenger RNA. Its product is annotated as cytochrome P450 3A8-like. Gene Ontology annotation, molecular function: iron ion binding; heme binding; steroid hydroxylase activity. The coding region runs from base 199 to 564 and encodes 121 amino acids. The transcript has 5 exons. Lineage: Eukaryota; Metazoa; Mollusca; Bivalvia; Pectinida; Pectinidae. The record is from RefSeq and is a predicted model, not a curated record.